Messenger RNA from Paramecium sonneborni, 2007 nucleotides. Lineage: Eukaryota; Ciliophora; Oligohymenophorea; Peniculida; Parameciidae. The record is from the annotation of a GenBank genome assembly.
AUGAUUAUUUUUAGAAAGUUCUGCUAUAGGUUUGCCUAAACCAUAUAAGAAUCCUAAUAGCAAAUCUUUAAAUAUUCUAAUCCAGAUAAUAUUCCCACCAAAAUGGUUUUAAAAAACAUUGCUCUGUCUGAUUAGUUUUCAAUCUAAUAACUUUCAAUUUUGACUGAUAUAGAUUAAAAAGAACUAAUUCGAACUAUUAAUCAAUUUUCAAAAUAACCUAUUAAUUAUACUAAAAUUACAAAAGAACUUAUAGAACCUAUUUUACCAUUAUAUAAUUUAAGCUCUUAAAAAGAAAGUCCAAUAACUAGACCUCCUAUAGUAACUAUAAUGGGACAUGUUGAUCAUGGAAAAACAACAUUAUUAGAUAGACUUAGAAAUUCAAAUAUUGCUGAAGGCGAAGUGGGGGGAAUUACUUAGAAAAUUGGUGCAUUUCAUGUUAAAGUUGGAGAUAAUUAAAUUACAUUUAUAGAUACUCCAGGACAUGAAGCAUUUUCUAAUAUGAGAUAAAGAGGAGCUGAAUUUACUGAUAUUAUUAUUUUAGUUGUAUCUGCAGCAGAUGGAGUAUAACCAUAAACUAAAGAAGUUAUUUAAAUUGCAUCUUAAUUAAAUAUACCUAUUAUUGUUGCUAUUAAUAAAAUUGAUGUACCUAAUAUCAAUCCUGAAGAUAUUGAAUUAGAAUUAUUAGAAUGUGGACUUGAUCUUGAAACUUAAGGUGGCAAUAUUCCAGUGGUACAUAUCAGUGCAAAAACUGGUAAGAAUAUUGAUUUAUUGUUGGAAUUAAUACAAUUUUAAGGUGAGUUAUUAGAAUUAAAAGCUGAUCCAAAUGUUCCUGCUUAAGGAGUUGUAUUAGAAGCAAGAUAGGCUGAAUUAACUGAAGAAAGAGGUUCAACAAUUAUAGUGUAAAAAGGAAGUCUUAAAAUUAAUGAUUUGAUUGUUGUAGGCAAUCAAUAUGGAAAAGUCAGAUAAAUGAGAGAUGAUAGAUCUAACCUUUUAUAAAUUGCAGGACCUUCAAGUGCUAUUGAAAUUGUAUUUAUAAUUAUAUUCUAUCUCAUUUAGAUUGGAUUAAAAGAGGUUCCUUAGAGUGGUUCUAAAUUUUUUGUUGCAAAAAAUGAAUUAAUCGCUUAAUUGAUUGUUAACAAAAGAAAAAAAGAAGCAGAACUCAAAUUACUCUAAAAUGCAUAAAUUAUUGAUGGAUCUUUUGGAAAGAUUUCAUUUCAAAAUAAACAUGAAAAAAGAGAUAUUUAUGGAGAUUCUACACUUCUUAUAGAUAAAUAUAAAGAAAUUUAAAGUAUCUUAAGAGAAGAAAUUGAUAAAACUGAUAAUCCAGAAAUUAAAGCAGUUUUAGUAGAAAAACUAAGGUAACAUGAAUUAUUCUCAUCUUAAAUGAUUAAUAUUGCACCAGAUACAUAAGUAUUAAAAUUGGUGAUAAAGGGUCAAGAUUUCGGGACUUUGGAAACCCUAAUAAAAUUGGUGAAUUAAUUAAAGGAGAAAGAGAAUGCUGAAAUAUUAAUACUUUCAUCAGGAGUAGGAGAUGUAACUUAGAAGGACUUUAAAGAUGCUUAAUUAUUUGGGGCAACAAUAAUUACAUUAAAUUCAAAUGUGCCAAAUGAUAUAAUAAGAUAAGCUUAGUUAGAUAAAGUUGAUAUAAUUUAACAUUAGAUUAUCUAUCAUUUAAUCGAUGAUUUAAAAACUUUAGUAACUGCUCCUAGAAAUGCUAAAGUGAAUGUAAUAGGUACAGCUAAAGUGUAAAAUAUUUUUGAUGUAAAAUUGAAAGGAUAAUCUAGAAAGAUAUAUGGAUUAACUGUUACUCAUGGUAUAUUGAAUAAAAAAUGUAGAGUAAGAAUAUUGAGAGGUGGAAAGGUUUUCGCAUCAGAUUUAGAAAUAGCAAAUUUAAAGCAUUUUAAAGAGGAAGUAGAUCGUAUUGAAUCAGGGAAAGAUUGUGGAUUAUCAAUAAUAUCAAAUGUUGAAGUGAAAAUUGGAGAUGAAUUUGAAUGUUAUAAAAGUUGA